AUGGCGUCAGAAGUUCUUCCUCCUCGUCCGGGGCCCUUAAGCUCCGGAGGAGUCCGAGCAGGUGACCCAGUUCGAGCUCAGGCCGCUUCCCGGCUGGCGGCCUUUGAUCCGCAUCCUCUUGGAGCGAUGGCACAGGCAUCUUCUACCCCCCUUCCUCCACCCCCCUCCUCCACCCCUCCUCUUAAACCGGCGUCCGAUCCAAGAACGCACGAUGGGAACACUGUGGCUACGCAGCCCCCCAAACACCUGCUCAUCUUUGACUUCGAUGAGACGAUCAUCAAUGAGAACAGCGACGACUCUGUCCUCCGGGCCCUUCCUGGAAAGCAGCUUCCAGAGUCGAUCCGUCAAACCUACCGUGAGGGUUUCUACAACGAGUACAUGCAGAGAGUUUUGAAGUACAUGGGCGACCAAGGUGUGAAGAUGGCGGACUUCAAAGCCGUCUACGAAAACAUCCCCCUCUCUCCUGGCAUGCGCGACCUCUUCCAGUUCCUUUCCAAACAGCAGGACCACUUUGAGAUCAUCCUCAUGUCCGACGCCAACAUGUUCGGGAUUGAAUGUGCCUUGAAGGCCGCCGGCGCCUACUCCCUCUUCCGCAAAAUCUUCAGCAACCCGUCCAGCUUUGACAAAAGGGGCUACUUCACCUUAGGCCCUUAUCACUCGCACAACUGCCCGAGAUGCCCAUCUAACAUGUGCAAGCGCAAGAUCCUGACAGAGUACCUGGCCGAGAGGGCUCAAGAGGGAACCAGGUUUGAGAGGGUCUUCUACGUUGGCGAUGGAGCCAAUGACUUCUGCCCAUCUGUGGCUAUGAAGUCCACUGAUGUGGCGUUCCCGAGAAGAGGUUACCCAAUGCACCGGCUGAUCCUGGAGAUGGAGAAGAGUCAACCUGGGAAAUACCAGGCUGCAGUAGUCCCCUGGGACUCAGCUCUAGAAGUCUGUAGCUGUCUCCAAGAAGCCCUCAAGAAGAAAUAUUGA
This is a messenger RNA of Euleptes europaea (tarantolino), 972 nucleotides long. RefSeq names its product phosphoethanolamine/phosphocholine phosphatase 1 (gene PHOSPHO1). Gene Ontology annotation, molecular function: phosphatase activity. The coding region runs from base 1 to 972 and encodes 323 amino acids. NCBI's taxonomy places the organism in Eukaryota, Metazoa, Chordata, Lepidosauria, Squamata, Sphaerodactylidae. The transcript has 3 exons. The record is from RefSeq and is a predicted model, not a curated record. Gene Ontology annotation, biological process: bone mineralization involved in bone maturation.